Messenger RNA from Schistosoma bovis, 3709 nucleotides. Lineage: Eukaryota; Metazoa; Platyhelminthes; Trematoda; Strigeidida; Schistosomatidae. The record is from the annotation of a GenBank genome assembly.
CGAUAAUCUUUGAGCUUCCUUUUGUAAGCCUAUUUUCAAUGUGAUAUUGUAGAUUAGUAGCUCACUGAGCUUUGUUUUUCCACCAUUAGGUACUGAAUAAAAAUAGUCUCCCACUUGCAAUACAACUCCAUAAUUAUAAUUAUGUCCAUGGUAGGACUCUAAUUUAUGGACGAGACAAUCAGAAACGUUUAAGGAAUUUCAAGGUCAUGUCCAUAUAUGGACAAAAUCUGAACGACUAGGUCAACAGCUCUGUAGAACUUUCCUAAUUUCAGCAUUUCUGCAUCCGUGGCACAGAUAUGCUCUUUUUCUUCUCGAUUUAGAGAACUGGAAAACUAGUGAGUCACCGUCUCAACUGCAGUUGUAUCCAAAAAGCAAAGGCAAGGUUUAGUUGUGAUGACGUUAGAUUCAAUGAACUUGACAAGUAUUGCUUCAUGCACCUUGAUCUGAGCCAUAUUGUGUGCAUUAUUCGUAGCGGUACUGCGAACCGAUUAAAUGUUUGGGAGAUAUUUCCUACCCAUGGAAUCAUACAAAGGUGAAGUCAUAACUCUUCAAGCGGGUCCUUUAGCGAACCGAGUCUGUGCUCAUUUUUGGAACUUGCAAGAAUAUGGAUUUUUCAAUAAAUCAAGAACUAACGAAUGUGAGUUUCCUUUCACGUAUAAAGUUCUGUUUGAUGAUAGUACACGCGAACCAAAACCACAUGUGUUAGCCAUUGAUAUACGCGAAGUUGUUGAUUUCGGAAGUGAACUUGAUCCUGAUUUAAUCCCUACUCCACUCGACAUUCCUUCUUGGAACAGUCAAGUGGAUAAAGUUGUGCGUUGCCCAUCUACAUCGACCAAAAAUAAUUAUCAUUGUAAUUGGACCAACUGUUUGUCUCCUCUUGCUCGACGAAUAUGGUCUCGUAAUGAUACUGUUCUAAAGCUGCCAUUAUCAUUACAACCUACUCCUGACGAGUCUUCUGUUAAUGGAAAUCAUCAAUCAGAUUCUAUCCUUAGCCUUUCUACAUUUACUGAGGGACAAAAUGUAUUUCGUUCUGGAGGCAAGGUGGCUGACGAAUUUGAUGAUCGUAUCCGUCGUAUUUCAGAGCGUUGUUCUUUUCCAAACAGCUUCCAACUGGUUGUAGAUGCUGAAGAUGGCUUCACUGGUAUUGGUUCCCAGCUUUUAGAAAAUAUCAGCGAAGAAUUUCCAAAGGCGUUCUUUUUUUCGGUUCCUGUUUAUAAUUCAUCAGUUGUAUCACGUAUGGAUGCGCGUUUGAAGAAGCUGACCGUCGUAAAUCAGUUGUGCUUAUUAAAUAUAUUGGAAUAUGGGGAUCUUCUAAGUCAUGCAUGUUGGUUACCUAUAGAUGCAUCACAGUUAUAUGAUCAUCCUCAUCCCUGUAAAAAAAUGAGUGUCUUAGCCUCUGUUAUUGAUACAGUUACAACCCCUUCAAAGUUGGCGAUUGAAUAUGGUGGUAUGAGUCUAGAUAACUUUUUGUCUGUGACAUGUUUUGCACAAGGUAGAAAGAUGCUCACUGUACAAACUGGAGUUAAUUGUAAUGGAAUGGUAGAUAAUCAUUUAUCAUGGUAUAAUCUUAAUCCUUAUUACAAUCAAGGUAAAAUAAUAGCUGGUAAAAAUGUACCAUCUGAAGCUGUAUUAUGUCGUCAGUUAAUGUCUCGAGGAAUUAAACAUUCUACUCUUUUAAAUGACAUAUGGAAUAUGUUCAGUCGAACAGUUGAUUCACAUAAAACUGUUAACAAUUCACCAAUUGACAUAGAUAUUCCAUAUUUAUGCUCAUUAGAAUCAAUUCAUUCAGUUUAUUCAUUACCAAACUAUCCAUUACAGACUGGUAUUAUUAAACAAACUAUGUUAUCAUCAUUGUCAACGUAUUGUCAACAGUAUACAAAUACACAUAUGUCAUGUGUUGUUGAUGUUCCAAGUACUAAUUCAUAUGAAGCAAAAAUGUUUGAAAAGCUUGUAAAAUCUUUAUUAUUGCAUAAAUCUCAUCCACUAGACAAUUAUAUGGAAUUGGAGACAUGGAAUGAUUUUUUAGAGUCUGUUCAAACACGUUUAGUUGAUUCGUAUUUGAAUGAAUGAAAUUAACUUCUAUAACGUUUGUAUAAAGGAAAUUAUAUAUUUCAAAGAUUUUUAGAUUUCUGCAUUUAAUUCCUCUUGUAUAUUAUUUUCUCUGUAUCACUUAGCUUUGAUUUGUAUGUUGGCAUUUAAAAAUCAGUGUUACAUUCUGUUCCGUUGAGUAUUGAUUUAUCAUAAAUUGUAUUCUAGUUCUGCUUUUUAUUUAUUGUAAAGCAUCUUACUUUUUAGUGAUCAUCAAUUUGUAGGUGUUUCUUUGUCGUUGAUUCAAUGAACUGUGCUGGUGGCUUUAACAUUCUUUGUAUUUUCAUAACGUAUUAACUAUUUUCUGUUUUACAAUAGGACUAAUCAUGUGUUAAUUCUUGUAAUAUCACUUUUUCAUUAUUCUAUCAACAGAACUGAAAGAAUGUAAUUGAUUGAGUAUAAUAGUUAUCUUUAAUUAAUAUUGGCCAAAGAAUAGUCCAAGAUCGGGAAUUAGUGUUUAACUAUUUUGUUUUACUUUUAAGCUGUUUGUGUACGGGUUCUCAGUCAGCUACAGAAUAGGAUUCAUGCAUUCAUUGUGUUGGUAUUCAUGUGUCUGAAUUCCAACUAUUCGCGGAUAUGAUUUGACCGUAAUAUAAUGCUACCAGUAAACAUACACUAUCUGACUAAGGAAAAACAGUUUAUGUUAAGAGUGUAGUAUAGAGCGGAUAAGUUUUCUAAGUUCAUACGCCGUCUGGAUUUUUAAUAACGGUUAUCAUGGCAAAUAAUAUACGAAGCCUAAGAAAUUAUCCCACAGCUAAUCCACUACAGUCCUUUGGAUGUCUCUGGUGACCGUAAUUCAUUGGCACUCAUACUAUAUAGAACCGGUUACGUCACUACUCUAUCAAGAACUGAUUUGGCAAACUUUUUCAGUGCCUAUAAUGUCGGUGUUCCUUUCACAUAUAGAAAGACUUGAAAAUUGUUGCACUACGUUUUCCGAGUAUAUUUGAUCAUACUUGGGUACGCUACAUGGUAGAUCGGUUGAUAAGAUUGUGACUCUAUCGACUGAGUUACGUUGGUAAAUGCUGGCUUCAGAUUCUAGGUGACAUACCUCGAAAUCGGUCACAAUCGCAUAGAUUCAUUUACUUUGUCUUCCGUUGAUCCUGAUUUCCAAAAUUAUAUACUUUUUAUUUUGCGAACUCAUUUUUCUAGAAUCAUAUCUCUUAUCCUUAGUAUUUUUUGCCAUCACUGAUACUUCCAUUAGCUUGAUAUUCAUCUGGCUAAUUUCAUGUAACUAUGUUGUUGCAUUGUAGGAAUUUGAACCUUUUCUCAUACUUAAUUGUUUCUAUUUUAUUUAUGACUGACUUACAGAUGCACAUAAUGAUCAUGAAAAUCUGCAGUUCUCUCAGAUUUUGGUUACAUGAAAAUUUAGAAAUUUUUAAUACUUCAAUGUAACUAACCGAAAUAUCAAAAAAGGUACCCAAAAAGUAAUGAAAUAGAUGAUCAACUUUUUGUUUCAAUGGAUAAACUAGUUUUAGUACAACCGGAUGUUUUCUGUUAAUCAUUGGCAAAUUUUAUACAUAUUUCAUCAUUGAAUUUGGCUGUUUCAUUGAAAACGGUUGAUUUUUAUUGUUAUGAUAAUGAAUGUAUGAAUAAAUGACUGAUAUUAUCUGUGAUUCCAUAG